Pomacea canaliculata is the source of this 6576-nucleotide messenger RNA. RefSeq names its product transmembrane protein 47-like. Lineage: Eukaryota; Metazoa; Mollusca; Gastropoda; Architaenioglossa; Ampullariidae. Gene Ontology annotation, cellular component: cell-cell junction; membrane. Gene Ontology annotation, biological process: cell-cell adhesion. The transcript is spliced from 5 exons. The record is from RefSeq and is a predicted model, not a curated record. The coding region runs from base 443 to 1027 and encodes 194 amino acids.
GCCUGGCUGUUGGCUGAUCGUCGCAUAAUGCAAUACUUUAGCGUGGGAGCCAUCGAGACACCUCACAAUUCAGUGCAGAAACAUUAGCAUGCGCCAUAAAACGAUACUGCAAUGGCUUGGUUUUGUUGCUACAUUUGCAUAUUAUGGGGUGUGUGAAUCACAAUCCCUUUACAAAUGUCGACCUUUGCAGCGAACCAGAGCCUCUGCGGCUGAGGAUGAGAAGGCCAACGCCCAGCAGGAGAAGACAACUGCAUGGCGCGCGGUCAUGGCGCAGACGUCAACAACCUGCGGCCUCGCAUUUUCAUGCUGCGAGUGGCUAGCGGUCACCUGCUGGUGAUAUACUCCAGUGAAAGGUGUUAAACACAAAGUAUACAAUUUAUAAUCCAACUGGACAAACUCUUCUAUUGAAAAUUGUGUUUACAAAGCGCAGACAUACGCCAGGAUGAGAGAUGCGACGCAUUUGCGAGUGUUUCGGCCAUUCAAGUUACUAGCAGUCAUCAUGGUAGCCAUCUCCAUGGUGCUGACCAUAGCAUCAGUUGCAGGACCUGACUGGAUGGAAGUCUCUUUCUACCACGGAGAAAUCAAAUCCUGGGGGCUGUGGUGGAGCUGCUUUGAAGUCACUAGGUCAUUCCAAAUGUGUGUUGAAACAGACUGGCUGUUUGCUUGUGCAGCUCUGGUUCUCAUAAGUCUGAUAUCAACUCUCAUUGCUUCUGGAUCUGGUGUGCUGGGCCUGUGCACACACAAGCAGCUCUUCUACUAUGCUGCUGCCAUUAUCACCAUCUUUGCAGUGGUGUCGCUGUUGAUCAGUCUUAUUAUCUACCCUGUGAAAUUUACACAGGAGGUGAGAAAGGACUCUUCAUUCAAAUCAGAAACCCAGAAGUUCCAGCUGGACUGGACGUAUGGAAUAGCCUGGGGGGCCAUAUGCUUUAUGCUUGGGGGAAUCAUCUUGUUUCUGAUUCCCCUAGAAAGUCGGGAGGCCACUCAGGCCAGAGAAAGCACUCCUCCACCAUACUACACCAGAGCCUGAACUGGCUGUGGGUAAGAUUCAUGUGACUGCACUGCUAAACAGUUUGCAAUAUUGAAAGUCUGUGUUGUAAGAGCAUACCAAAAACAUCAUUAUUUGAGAGGUUGUUUUCUUUUCUUUUUACCUUACACAGUAAAGAUUAUUUGUAAAAUUACAUUUUAUUUUUUAACCAGACUGAAACCAUUUUAUGCUCUUGUUGGAAGCAGUAGCUUUCUUUACCUGCUCCUAAUUUUCCUCCUCAGUUGCUAGUACAGGCCUCUGUAUAUUCUUUGUUUUCAGUCGAUGAAGGUUUUUUGUGGAUGUAUUACACUGCAAAUAGUUUUUUGGUUAAAUAUAUUAUAACAAAAACUAUCUAAUGUCUCAGUUUAUCUGCGUUUAAUGGAAAGAGUUUUGAAAAUUUGAGUUGUCAUCUAUGAUCAGAUUAUCAUUUCAAUGUAAAUCAUAUUGGCUUAAGAAUCUCUUUAUUUUUAGAAACAACAACAGGAGUACAUAACUGUGCUGUUUUGAAAUUUCAUACAUUUGCUUUAGAAUAAACAAACAGCAUGCAUUUAAAAAAAAUCUGCGAUAAAGCUGCAUUAGUUGCGGAACAAAUAGACAACUUUCUUUUUUAUGUAUAGUCAUACAUUGAUGUAUAUUUAUCCAUAAGAUGUCAAUGCAUAUAUGUUCAUAUCUUUGUUCACUUUUGCUUAUCAUAGAGGUCAACAUCUUAAUUGUCUUAUUCAGUGAAACAUUGUCAUAUCACUUCUUUUAUUUCUUGUUUACAUCACGAUUUGGGCUGAGGACUUUUCCUAGCCAUGCAACAAAAAUAAUAUUCCAAAAAAGGCAUGGAAUAUCAACAUUGUAAGUUUGAAAUCACUUCACUCAGAAAAGUACCUCAGAGUGUCAACAGAAAAGAACCUACACACUUUGAGUCCUUAGAACUUGUGUGCAAAUACAGACUAUAGAUUUAUCAAUUCCAUUUUUCAAACUUUGGCAAGGCACUGUAGCCUUGUAGUUAUAGAGCACUUAAAUUGGCUUUGUUAGUUUGAAACUUAAUUGCCUAUACAAUCUGGACAACUUCCCUUGCCCAUCUAGCAACUGUACACCUGAUUUACCAGAGAAAGUUAACGGUAGUGAAAUGAGAGUGGUAGGUCAUUCAACUGAAUGAACCAAUUAACGUUUGUAGAUUUUAGAAUCAUUAGGCUGUAUGAUAACUCUUUAUAUAUCUUACCUUAAAUUUUUAGAAAUCAUAACUUCUUAAUUUAAGUAUUCAAUACCAGCAGUUACACAUCUCGGAGAAAAUAUUUAUAAGUCCUUCUCCCAUCUUGUCACAUUUUUGCACAUUGUCUGCUUAUAGAAAAAAUUUCACAAAAAUGUCACAUAGUUCAAUUGUAAAACAUUAUUAUUAAGUCUGAGCAAGCAAAUUUUAAUGCUUAUGAGUUAUUUAUACUGUCCAUCUUCAUCCCUGUUAAAGAGCAUAUGUCAAUGCCAAACCACAGAGACGAGACAAGAAUUCAAAGUGUGUAUAUCUUUUAUUUGUUUGGUUUUUUGGAGUAAGUGAGGGGUGGGGGUGGCAGAAUAAAUUACAAGUAAAAAAAUGUGGCAUUCUACCUAGUGGAACAGGCAUUUUUCAUUUUGCAUCUGAAUGUAUUCAUGUCAUUAUUGUAGCUAUGUUAACUGAUGUUCAGAUAUUUUUCUGCUUUGUUUUAUAUAGGAAUCAAAUUUUAGGUUGCUUUUCUGCAUUUUUAUGAAAAGACCACAUGUGGUGAGGCACAACAAUGCAAAGGUUUUUGUGUCUAUCUGUCAGUUUUCCUGUUUGGUCUCUUAUCUGAAUCCAGGCAGUUACUUUGUAACAGUGAAUGUACCUUCUGUUCCUGGUUUUCCAUCGCUAAUGGCUAAAUGCUUUUUAUCAUGAGUGAAUUUAGCAACUGCUGAGAUGGCAUCUUUUGUGUUGUAAAUUGCAACACAUCAAAAUCAUUAUAAAAGAAGAGUUAUCAUUUCUUCCUCUCUUCUGAUUAGUAAUUUAAUUGAUACUUUAAGAAUGACCUGAAGAAAAGCAAGCUGUGUAGUAUUAUGUUCCUUUGUUAGAGGGGUAGAUCUUUUGUGGGUUUUUUUUUUUCUCUCAAAAGCAGAUAUGUAUUUGCUUUAAUACAGGGAAUACACUUGGGUGCCAUUAAAAGUAUGACCUUAUAAUGAGAUAGUCUCAGCUCUCAGACUUCCAACAGUUUAGGUAGGUCUGUGUGCAGUUUAUUUUCUGCCGUUUCAUGAGUUACCUGCAUUUAAAAAAAACCAAAGCCUUCAGUUAAAUGGAAACACUGUAAAAAACAAAAAUACAAAAUGUUUUAGGAAUUAUAUUGCAUUAUAUAUAUAUUAAAAAUAGUUUACAUUUAAAUUAUAUUCCUUUUUGUAUUUGAAAUUGUUGCAUAUAAUUCUUAUGAAUUUUUUAUGAAUAGGUCCAACAGCUUAUAAUUUUUCGAAAAGCCAAACACAUACUUGUAAUUGCAGUCAUAUGGGGGUUCCUCCAACAGACUUUAAGCAACAGUCUACAUAUUUUUGAACAGAAAAAAUUCACCUUUUUUUUCUAAUUCACAAGUCUAAUGAAAUUUAUUUCCAUUAUUACUCAAGAUGUAUUUUUAAUUGCCCAUUCGGUCAUAUAUGUUUCACUCACUCCUUAUGCAUAGAUAAGUUAAUUGUUGCACUUUAGGAGAAUGUUUUUCUAGCCCCUUCUCACUUCCAAUGCCUUAUUGCUCUUUGCUGAUUGUAGGUGAUCAGGAAUUGAUGCAUAAUCAAUGAUCAGGCAUGUUGUAUUGUGACAGACAGAGGCAUGUGUCUCUAGGCAUAACACUGUGUGCUUUUCAUGGUGGUGUAAAUACUAAAGGCUUUUUCAAAUAUUUCUGUUACAUCUAAGAGUCUUGGUCAAAGCAGUCUUUAGCGAAUUUGACGAUAAAUUCACAUCAGUGGAUUAUGUGAUCGUCUGCCUUAUAUGAAUUAAUCUGUGGAUAAAACAUAACUGUGAUUCGAUUGAUGCUUUCAAGGUAAUGAAAAUUCGUUUUCUGGUUAAUUUUCUGACAAAAACAAUACUUCUUAUUUCCAUGGUGCUUCUCGUGUAUCAUAUUACGUGUUUGUGCAUGUUAAAGCAAAUUUCUUGGGCUUUGGGCCUUUUUAUUCAUGUUAUGCAUAUAUGUUAUUACCUGAUGCUAUUUAUUAUUUUUUUGCAUAGAGGUAAGAAGUGUUUUAUAUAUGCUUUUUGUAGAUAUUGAUAUUGCUGAUGCUGUAAAAACUAGUCUAGCAGAGUUUAUUUAGUCUUCAGUCUUUCCGUAAUGAUAAUUUUUACAUUAGCACUUUUUGCUAUAAGUGGUUGUGAUGUAGGUUUUACUGGCUUUUACACUAUCAAAAUGCAUUUUUGUCAUGCUUUUUUCCUGUGCAGUUUGUUUUUAUUUUCAUUUUAGCUUAAAUUGUGUGUUUCCCAGUGCAAUAUUAUUGCGUGUGUUUAAUAAUGGAGCCAGGACUGAAAUUAUGGAGACAUGUUGUGAAAAGUAACUAAUAUAUUUUAUAUACUUUUUAGUGACAUUCCGUUUUUUUGGUAUCAUACUGAAAAUAUUACCAUCAUUUAUGUGAACCAGUAUCUACUUUUAGACAUGUAAUCAGAUUAUCCUACUACGCAUAAUAUGCUUGUGUGCACUUCUUGAAAAUAACACAAGCAUACUAAAAAGUUUUUACUGUGGCAGUAGCUUGCUCCUCAUCUACUGGUGCAAAUUUGGGACCUUCACACAAAUCUUCAUACAAACUUCAAUAUUUACAAAUAUUUGCAAGUUUCUUACAACUAGCCUUCACACAUCUUGCCCCUCUACAUCAUGUGGACAUUAGGCACUGUAGUAGUCCUGAACAGUAAACUGAUCUGAAACUGGCUGUUGACUGCCUAUUUACUGGGUCCUUUGCUUCAUGCUUCAUUUUCCAGCCUGCCUGAUGUUCACCUAAUGCUAGUGGCUUUUGUUUGGGCACUUCCUUUUGAUUUUUUGCCUGCCAGUCUAUUGUGGCUGGAACUGGGACUAUGAAUGCUGCUCUCAAUGCACUUAUGAACUUGCUGAAGAAGAGGGUUGCCGUUGCCAACUUGCCUGCUUGGAAGAUAUUAGGUGCAUCUAGUUAGGUGCAUGUAGUGGGCAAGGCGAUGUGUUCCUUAGUUCUGCACUCUUCCCUUCUGGGUUAAACAGACUAAGGGCUCCCCCCCCCCUUUUUGUUUUUUACCUUGUUAUUGUUCCAAGAGCUGGAUAACAGAAAAUAGCAUGGUGAACAGUAACAGCUUUGAUUUUUGGAAAAACUUCAGAUAUCAGCAGAAACUUUGAUUCAUGUUGUGUUCAGUUUUGAGAGACUUUUUCUGGGAUUUCUCAAUUUUCAAACUGGAAUCCAGUGCAAUCACCCACAUGGUUGAUUUGAAUCAGGAUAUAUGAUGGCUGGUUAUUAGAUCUGAAGUGAGUGAUAAGUAGAUCACACUUUCAUUUUGAUGUCUUGUUAAGAACCUACUUUAUCAGUCUUGUGAUAUUUAAGACAGUGUGUGGCUGUGGCUACACGAUUUUAUACAAGAUUCUGACAUGAAAGUUAUUUUGCCGUAGAUAGGCUUUACUAUGCAAGGUGAUUUGUCACAGAAAUUGGACCACCACCAAAAAAACCUGUAAGCAUAUAUGUACUGUUAACUGCAUGCUGUUUUUGCAUUUCGAGUUCAUGUCUUUUGUUUCCAUUUUCUAAUACAUUGACCAGUGCCUGAUCAUGCUACUUUUGAAACUAAAGCACACUGAACAUGUUAACAAAAAUUGUAUAAAAACCAUGGAAUGGUAGAAAUUUGUAGAAAUUAUGAAACUAUUAAAACUAAGUUUAUAGGAUAUAGAAAUUAAAGUAUAAAAAGACUCAACCUAAAAUUUGAUAAUAAAUUUAGUCAUGAAACAAACCUGCUGCAAAAAAGGCAGCAUGCAGCGUGAAUUGUGUAGAUAAGUCUAGUGUGAUGAUAACCUUACAAGAGUGAAGUAAUGUGCAAGGGUGCUAUGCAAAGUGGAGAUAAAACUGAAGAUAACUUUUUUUUUUUUAAUCUCACACGCACACCACACAGUUAUUUAACUUGCAAUCUGGGGAGCAUUUACAAAUAUUUACCAUAAAGCAAGGACAUUAAUGGGUGACUGGAGUAGGGUUUGGGCUAGUAUAGUGGUGUGCAUGGGGUUGAGCUAGAGGUGGGAUUAGGGGUUAAACAAAAGUGGGGAGAGGUUAACCUUACAACUGGGGCUCUCCAAACUUCAUUGGUGGUAUUUUUGGGGUGAGGGGUGGGAUAGGUGCUAAUCAAGAGAAAAAAGUUUGAAUGACAAUUUGUAUUAUGUGAGGACCUAUAAGACUAGGGGUGAUCUCCAGUUUGAAUGUGUAGAUAUCAACACACAGACCUGGUGAUGGCAUCCCAUAUUCCAUAUUUGCAUAUCAAAUUUUUCUGAUGUAUUACAUUGAUUUUUUUGUAUUUGUUUGCAGCACUGAACUUAAAUGAUUAUCACAUUUUAUCACAGAAAUGGGAUAUAAAUAAAGGUAAAAAAAAUUAA